This is a messenger RNA of Capsicum annuum, 1384 nucleotides long. RefSeq names its product B-box zinc finger protein 24. The coding region runs from base 429 to 1130 and encodes 233 amino acids. Gene Ontology annotation, molecular function: zinc ion binding. Gene Ontology annotation, biological process: regulation of DNA-templated transcription; photomorphogenesis. The record is from RefSeq and is a predicted model, not a curated record. Lineage: Eukaryota; Viridiplantae; Streptophyta; Magnoliopsida; Solanales; Solanaceae. Gene Ontology annotation, cellular component: nucleus. The transcript is spliced from 3 exons.
ACCAUCAAGGUCCAGGAAGGCAAUAAGAAUAAAGAAAGCUGCAAAUAUUGAUAGCCACUAAAAUAUUAAACGGCAAUCCAAUAGCCACACAUAAACACACCAACUGGACCCCAACAAACACUGUGUUGUCUCAAUAAUCAUCAAGUAUUUUAUACGCAAAUCCAAGUCCCCUUAUCUAUACAACCACCUUUUCUUGAAUUUUCCUCCACUCAUCUCACUGUCUAAACAAGUUUUCUUCUUAUGCCCUCUCUUGUUCCCAAGAUUUUUUUCUGUUUGGAGAUUCUUGAAAGUGUUUUUCUUUGGUUGAGUGGACUGAUUGCCUACUUGGGGUUUCUUGAUUUUGUGUUAUGUUUUGAAAUCUUGUGUAAAACUCAAAAAGGGUAUGUCUGAAGAUUGAGAUAUAUUGGUGUAUAUAUAUAGUAAAAGAGAUGAAGAUUCAGUGUGAUGUGUGUGAGAAAGCACAAGCUACUGUGAUUUGCUGUGCAGAUGAGGCAGCUUUGUGUGCAAAAUGUGAUAUAGAAGUUCAUGCUGCUAAUAAAUUGGCAAGUAAGCAUCAGAGGCUACAUCUUCAGUGCCUAUCCAAUAAGCUUCCUCCUUGUGAUAUUUGCCAAGAUAAAGCAGCCUUCAUCUUCUGCGUUGAGGAUAGAGCUCUCUUUUGCAAGGACUGUGACGAAGCAAUUCAUUCAGCCAGCAGCCUUGCUAAGAACCACCAGCGAUUCCUAGCUACAGGAAUUCGUGUAGCCUUGAGCUCAAGCUGCAAUAAGGAUGCAGUAAAAAGCCAACUGGAGCCACAACCACCUCAGCAGAAUACCCAACAAGUUGGCUUGAAAAUGCCUCCACAACAAUUGUCCAGUAUCACAUCACCAUCUUGGCCUGUCGAUGAUUUAUUAGGAUUUCCAGAUUAUGAGUCGAGUGACAAGAAGGAGCUACUUGAGCUUGGUGAAUUUGAGUGGUUGGGAGGCAUUGAUCUCUUUGGUGAACAAACAGCGGCUGAAGUACCUGAGCUAUCGGCACCUCAGUCGAACAACACAAAUAUUUACAGGCCAACCAAAUAUAACAUGCCUUACAAGAAGCUGAGAAUUGAAAUGCCAGAUGAAGAUGAGUAUUUUACAGUCCCAGAUCUUGGUUGAACUCCCAACUUCUAGAAGUUCGUAGUUAAAGUAUAUGUGUGUGCUUGUGUUUAGUACUUGAUCAGUGCACUCUUUCUGUUAACAGAUGUGCAGUAAGUAGAAGAAAAAUUGUUCAGCUUAAGAUAUUCCUUAUCUUGCUUAUAUGUUUACUUUUCUUGAGCUAGUGUAACCUUCUUUUGUUAUGAGAACUGCCACAUCUUUUUAGUCCCAAACUGCAAAUCUGAUAAAUCAAUCCAAUUUCAAUAUUUUAUUCA